AUGGGCCCCUGUACCGCCUCCUCAUGCUGCUGCCAGGCCCGUAAUCUGCCAUGGGCCCCUAGUACCGCCUCCUCAUGCUGCUGCCAGGUCCAGAGUCUCUCAUGGGUCCCUGUACGGCCUCCCAUUGCUGCUGUCUCCAUCGCCACACUCUGCCAUGUGCCACUUUCAGGUCUCCUCACACUGCUGGUGUGUUCCAUUUUUUGUCAUAGGGUGCUGGCAGAUUACGGGCCUCCCAUUGCUGCUGCCAGGCCCGUAAUCUGCCAUGGCCCCCGUACCGCCUCCCCGUAAUCUGCCAUGGGCCCCUGUACCGCCUUCCUCAUGCUGCUGCCCCAGGUCCAGAGUGUCUCUCAUGGGUCCCUGUACGGCCUCCCAUUGCUGCUGUUCUCCAUCGCCACACUUGCUGCCAUGUGCCACUUUCAGGUUCCUCA
Messenger RNA from Staurois parvus, 428 nucleotides. The record is from the annotation of a GenBank genome assembly. NCBI's taxonomy places the organism in Eukaryota, Metazoa, Chordata, Amphibia, Anura, Ranidae.